Messenger RNA from Anastrepha obliqua, 1162 nucleotides. RefSeq lists its product as uncharacterized. The record is from RefSeq and is a predicted model, not a curated record. The coding region runs from base 449 to 742 and encodes 97 amino acids. Lineage: Eukaryota; Metazoa; Arthropoda; Insecta; Diptera; Tephritidae. The transcript has 4 exons.
AAAAUGGCUAGCACUGAAACAGAUAGCAACAAUAAAAUGCAAAAAUAUUAGUGCGUAUGCAAUGUGAGAUAUACGCACGAGAUUUCGAUAUGAGAAGUAAAAAGGCUACUGCGGAAGCACAAAUUUAAUGAAAGCAGCAGGAUAAUACAGGAUAACUUGCAAAGCGAGCUAAAUUGAAUAACACUAGCAUGACGACUGACGCUGCCGACAACAGCGGCAUUGAAAAGAGCAACAGGAAUCAAUAAAGGGCACAACAACUGUAACACCAAUAGAGGCGUUAGAAGGAAGCGAAUUAACAGAGAAAUCAAGCUGAGUGAGGAUAAGACAUAAUUGAAAUUGAAGUGGGUCUUCAGGCGGCAAAAGUGAAGUGUAAAAUUUGAAGCGGAAGCUGCAGUAAGCCAGCCGGAAGAUAGCAGUAGACUGCGGGAGAGAAAUAAUAUUAUACAACAUGAAAAGGCUACCGAUGGCAAUUUUGGUCAGCACUUUGCUUUUGUGGCACACCGCAGCGCUGGCGGGCCGCAUUGUGAAGCGCAGCUACUCCGAUCAAAGCGUGCAUGGCUAUCAGGCGGAGCGCACCUGCUGGUGGAAUGAAGUGUGCAAAGAGGAAUUCCAAAAUCUCUUCCGUUGCAAAUGUCCACAAUUCUCAUACUGCCGCUCACCAGGACGCUAUUACAAUGCGUAUUGUUCAAUGACCGACACUGGUUACAUAUGGACUCAGCCAACAUGGGACUGGGUACCAUGAAAAUAAUGAAUUGCCGGUCGACUGCCUAUAAAUGAAUAUUUAAGUGCUAAGCACACAUAAAUACACGUACAUAUGCCUAUAGGAUAUUAAAUAAUCGAAAAACAAAAAAAUGAAGAACAAUGAAAAUAACUAUAACGAAGAGAUGUACAGAUAUACAUACAUACAUAUACUUACAUAUAUAUUAUAAGAGAGCUUUAAGUGCAAGACAAUGAGCGCAUAUUUCACUUAUAAACUUGUGUAUACAUACAUACAUAAAAAUGGUGCUUUAUUAUUCACGCACACAAACACGCUUACGAACUUGUACACAUUCACACACAUUUCAGCAAAGUACAAUCGUUAUCAAGGGGACUUCAGUACACACAUUCACACUUAUGUAUAUAUACAUAUGUACUUACGACAAAAUUCUUCCAAACACUCAUG